Fonsecaea erecta is the source of this 2454-nucleotide messenger RNA. RefSeq lists its product as hypothetical. Lineage: Eukaryota; Fungi; Ascomycota; Eurotiomycetes; Chaetothyriales; Herpotrichiellaceae. Gene Ontology annotation, molecular function: ubiquitin protein ligase activity; ribosome binding. The transcript has 2 exons. The record is from RefSeq and is a predicted model, not a curated record. Bases 1 to 2454 code for a protein of 817 amino acids. Gene Ontology annotation, biological process: protein ubiquitination; rescue of stalled cytosolic ribosome.
AUGUCGGACUCUGCGACCGCCAUCGAGGCAAUCUCUUCACCACGAGGAGCACGUAGAGGGAGAGGCAAUCGCUCAAAUCAGCAUAGCCGCACUGAAUCCUACGAUCGAGACUCGUCUGACAAUCGAGGCAGAGGAGCUGGAAAUCGAGGAAUAAGAGGUUCAAGAGGAGGCAGGGGGAAAACUAGAGGACAUGGGAGAGACGCCACAUCCUCAACACCACUGUCUCCGCAAUACACAACAGAAACCACCUCUGGAAGACCACCUGGAGGCGGCUUCGGUGCCCGCCUGACCGAAGCUGCCUCAAAAUUAGAAGGCGAUUCAAGUGUACCAUAUCCUCAAGGGAACGAAAAAGAGUCUGAACCCGCAGAAGAAGCGGAAUUGUGCUUCAUCUGCGCCAGUCCUAUCGAGCACGUCUCGAUUGCACCUUGCAACCAUCAGACUUGCCACAUUUGCUCUUUGAGGCUGAGGGCACUUUACAAGACACGAGCUUGUGCACACUGCAGAACAGAAGCAGCUUUCGUGAUCUUCACCGACAAUGCAGAGAAACGGUACGAGGAUUUCAAGGACAACGAGUUCGUCAAGAUUGACGACAACCUGGGAAUUAAAUACGAAAAGGACAUCAUCUUAGAAGAUACCAUUCUCCUCCUCCGAUACAAUUGUCCAGACAAAGAUUGUGACGUUGCUUGCCUGGGUUGGCCGGAUCUACAUCGUCACGUCAAAACCAAGCACGGAAAGGUCAUGUGCGAUCUAUGCACGAGAAACAAGAAAGUCUUCACGCAUGAGCACGACCUGUUCACGUUCGGCGAGUUGCGAAAACACGAGAAAUUUGGCGACGAUAACCCAGGGGCUAUUGACCAGUCUGGCUUCAAGGGACAUCCGGAAUGCGGGUUUUGCAAACAGAGAUUUUAUGGAGAUGACGAGCUUUAUGCUCACUGUCGGGAGAAACAUGAGAGAUGUCACAUUUGUGAUAGACGGAACGGUGGAAGAAACCCACAAUACUAUCUCAAUUAUCAAGAACUGGAGAAACAUUUUGCAACGGACCACUUUGUCUGCUUGGACGCCGAAUGUCAAGCCAACAAGACAAAUGUCUUCGAAUCGGAGAUGGAUCUCAAAGCGCAUCAACUUUCCGAACACCCAAAUGGACUUUCUAAAGACGCUCGGAGGGAUGCUCGACUUGUCGAUUUGUCCGGUUUUGCUCUCCGAGAACCCUACCAACCUCCUCGAAGAGGAGAUCGAGGAAAUCGUGGUGCUGGUAGGGGUCGUGAUCCAAAUGCUGAACCACUGCCUAUAUCAAGUGCUCAGCCACUUGGCCGCGCAGAACUGGCUUAUCAACGUCAACUUGCCAUACAAAGCUCUCAAUCAGUGUCGAGCAGGAGCUUUGGCGGCCAAUUGACACAAACCACUCCUGUCGCCCGCCGACAGCCAGCGUCUCCGCAACCACCUUCAGCAUUACCCGCAGUCGAAAGACUCACCGUUGAAGACGGAGACAUAUCAGCUGCGGCAAUGACGCCUCAGGAACAGGCGCGAGCACUGCGCCACCAGGCAGUAACUGAACGUGCCACAUCUCUCCUCAAGAACGACAAGGCUAAACUAUCCCAAUUUCGAACCCACGUCUCCGCUUACCGCAGCGGCACUAGCACCGCAAAUAACCUGAUUGACUCAUUCUUUUCUCUUUUCGAUUGUCCAAGUUCGGAGCUGGGUAAGCUCAUCCGAGAACUGGCAGAUCUGUAUGAAGAUGAGACGAAGCGCCAGGCUCUGUUGCAGGCAUGGAACAACUGGCGCAGUAUUAAUGAGGAUUAUCCCAGCCUCCCGGGCCCCAGUGGCACUCUACCAGGCCUUUCGAAUGGCCCUGCAAGUUCUGGCCGACGGGUGUUAACAUUGAAGAAGAGCACAGCCCAAUCAUCCCGCUCAGCGGUGUCAAGACAGGGUUCAUGGGGUAAUGCCAUAGCUCGGGGAACAAGCCAAGAUCCGUAUCCUGCCUUGUCAAACAGCGCUCCGAGCGCAAGCGCACCUACAGCAACUCCUGCUUGGGGCAAUACAUCUGCGCCCAUAGUUCCCAAGGCCACUCACAGCGCUGCACGUCCAAUGGCACCUACGACUGCGUCCACAAUACGCCAGAAAACCAACGCCCGUGCCGGUGCUCCGCCGCGCCCAACGGAGGACGCCUUCCCCUCGUUGCCUGCUGCGCCGAAGCCGAACAUUAUGAUGACUGGCUUCAAUACGCGGGGCUCGGUGAGAUGGCUCAGCUCACCUUCCGGCUCAGGGACCACUACGCCGGUGAAUGCAUGGGGAAACGGAGGGUUGGCGCCCACACCAGCACAGGCACAGGCGACUGGGUCCGCCGGUGCAGGUCGCCUGGGAGGAAGUGGUGAUAACACCGACGAUGGAGAAGCGGCUCCGAGAAGAAAGGCAAAGAAGGGAAAGAAGGGAGAGACGUUGUUUCAUUUUGGGUAG